AUGGAACAUGACCAGCGUAAACAACAACAUGAUCUUCAUGUUCAAUAUCACGAAAGUGAAAGUUUUGAUGAUCUCAAUUUUUCGAGUAAAAGAAGAAAUUCAAUCGUAAUAAGUCGUAAUGAUUCUAUCAAAGGUACUGUCCUACAAUGGCUGGUUGUUAAUUUUCAAAGCAAAAAUCUUACAGAUGAUCAUACUUUAUAUUAUUCAUACAGUGAGUCUACACGUCCAGCUGGUUCUGAUCCUCAUCGAUACAUUUUCUUUCUUUAUCAGUCGAUUGAUAAAAUAUCUGAAAACAAAUUCGAACGUGAAGAACGUGUACAUUUUUCACUUCAAACAUAUGUCGUCGAUAAUUGA
This is a messenger RNA of Rotaria socialis, 354 nucleotides long. Lineage: Eukaryota; Metazoa; Rotifera; Eurotatoria; Philodinida; Philodinidae. The record is from the annotation of a GenBank genome assembly.